This is a messenger RNA of Lytechinus pictus (painted urchin), 2867 nucleotides long. RefSeq lists its product as uncharacterized. NCBI's taxonomy places the organism in Eukaryota, Metazoa, Echinodermata, Echinoidea, Temnopleuroida, Toxopneustidae. The transcript has 3 exons. The coding region runs from base 95 to 1105 and encodes 336 amino acids. The record is from RefSeq and is a predicted model, not a curated record.
AUGGUAAAGUAUACUCGAGACGGGCUUGACACUGGCAGAUAAUAUUGUCGGGAACAUUUUUAUUGUUAAAUUCUGAUUCAACCUACAAUAAACAAUGGCGUCAUUCGUCUCCAGUAAUUGUCUAUUCACGGGACUUCGGGUUACAUUCUAUCGAACGACAAGGGAGCAUUAUGGAAAAUACUUGAGAAAUCGCCAGGUUUUCACAAGGAGCUGUAAUAUGCAGCGAGAAACCACCACUAUGGAAACCGUAUACCAUCAGUUUCAAAGGUUUUUGAAAGAUAUCCUGAAGGCAAGUCCAGACAAAUACCCCAAGUCAUAUCAUCUGAAGCAGUUCGGUUGGAACGAUUUCAACAAAAUUGGAGCCAUUCACCCUCAUUACCAUGUAGGAUACAGUCUGCUGGCAGCAUUACAGCAUUCACCAGUCGCUGCAGAUGGCGAGCCAGACGAGAGCACCUCUUACUUUGGCCGCUGUUUCAGUCUAAACUUCCUACUUGCAUACCACUCUACCAAUUUCGUUUCCAGGCCAGUCAGAUACGAUUCCUACAUUGCCUAUCUAGGGAGGACAUCUACGUACAUCGGCAUUGAACUUCGAGAUGACGAGUCCAACCUGCUUUACAUGACAGGCCAAAUGCAAUGCAUGACGAUUGACCUGAAAGAAAAGAAGCUCGUACCGGUUAGUCUGGAAUCAAUCAAGAAGUAUGAGGGUAAGAUCACGCUGAAGGAGGCCCCAAAGAGGCAUCAGUUCAUACCCACGCAGUUUGCGAAAGAUAAUGUCUUCAAGUGGAAGACUGCAACUCAGUGGAGUGACGUGGACCACAAUGGGCAUGUUAAUCAAAUGCCGUACAUGCGUUUCAUCUACGAUGCAGGGAGUUCUGCAGCUGUGGCGGGGUUCCUCAAGUCCUUCCACCGAGAGCUGAUCCACUACAGAUUGAAGACCUACGCUGUGGAGUACAUUAAGGAGAUCCAUCAAGGACAAGAGCUUAAGAUUUUCUGUUGGGAGAUGAAGGAUAGUCCGGGUACAAUCCAUUUUGAAUUUCAUGUUGAAGGCCAUGUCGUCAGUAGGAGUCAUCUGAUAUUCGAUGUACAGCAUCUGGCGGAACUUUAGAAUCGAGAUGCCUUUUAUGAGACCCCUUGUCAAAAGACAGAGCAGCGUCUUUCACGCAGGAUUCCUGCAAACUUCUUUUCAUCCCUAAUCCAAAUUAGGACGUAAGACGGUGUGAAAGAAUCGUAAUGGAGUACGCAGAACGCACUUUGUUAAAGCGCCCCCAAUGACCAAGGCGGAUAAAGGGAAUGGACCAAGUCGUUGCCCGACUAGACAUCGCAACUAUAAUCAUUAAAGGACAAGUCCACUCCAACAAAAACUUUAUUUGAAUAAAAAGAGAAAAAUUCAACAAGCAUAACACUGAAAAUUUUAUCAAAAUCGGAUGUAAAAUAAGAAAGUUAUGACAUUUUAAAGUUUCGCUUCAUUUCACAAAACAGUUAUAUGCACAUCUCGGUCGGUAUGCAAAUGAGGGAACUGAUGACAUCACUCACUCACUAUUUCUUUUGUAUUUUAUUAUCUGAAAUAUGAAAUAUUUUGAUUUUCUCGUCAUUGUCAUGUGAAAUGAAGUUUCAUUCCUCCCUGAACACGUGGAAUUCCAUUAUUUUAACAUUUUGUGCUUCAGGCAAGGAGGUCCUAAUCGUCAAAUUUGUAAAAAUUGAAAUAUUGUAUAAUUCAAACAAUAAAAAACAAAAGAAAUAGUGAGUGAGUGAUGUCAUCGACUCUCUCAUUUGGAUGUAACUGGCUCGUUCAUAUAACUAUUUUGUUGAAAAUAAGCGAAACUUUGAAAUGUCAUAACUUUCUUAUUUUACAUCUGAUUUUGAUGAAAUUUUCAGCAUUCUGCUCGUCUGAUUUUUCUCUAUUGAUUCAAAUCAACAUUUUUCUGAGGUGGACUUGACCUUUAAUGUCAUCCUUAACACAUUAUUUUUUUCCAAAGUUGAUUACUCUGGACCUGCGUUUUGGAUUUUUUUUAGGCGAGCCUCCUCCGUUUUCAUGGUUUUGUUGCUUCAUUUGUUUCGCAGAUUAGUCAGAUUCGUUCUUGUUAAGCUUCUUGUUUAAGUUUAGUUUUUCUUGGUGGUGUCUUUCUCGACUUUAUUAAGGCAUGUUAUUUAAUUGGUUACUCCACUUAAUUACAUAAAAUAGAAUGUUAUGGUAUGCGAGGUUUAUCAUAGUCACACUCUUGGUUUGAAAGUUAUUCAAAAUUAAUCGGAUGGUAUCAUAUCAAACUGUAAUUUCAGGUGUUGUUAUCCUUCAUGUGGUGUACCUCAAUGAUCGAUUCUAGGUCCUUUUUAUUCAUCGUUUUUUUUUUAUUGUUCGAUUUUUUUUCAUCGAUAAUCUCCUUAUUUAUUUUGCGAAAAAGGAAAUUCAUAUUGGAACUGAAUUACUAAAUCAACCCGCCUUUAACAAUCAUUUGCAAAAUGGCCCCUUUUCGAAAGAGAAAACACAACACACAAUCUCGAUAGACAACCAUAUUUGCGGGAGAACUGAAUCAUUGUAUAGAAGAUAAUUUAACAAUGUGCCUAUAUUAUGUCGCCACAGUUGACUUGAAAAAUGAUGAAUAUAUAUGUAUAUUGUGUAUGCUAUGUAUAAUAAUGGCUAUAAUGGCUUUCCCGAGUCUAAUGUCUUUUUUUUUUAGCAAUAACUGCACCGGAACUGACCCUCUGAACUUGACCUUUGCUUUUGACCUUAUGGUAGCAUAUACAAGAGAGUACAUAGGUCAGACUGUGAUGAUUGUUGCGCGGUUUAUUGUUCACAGCGGAUAAUGGAUUUGUUUCCUAUAAAAAGACUUUGGACUCGGUGAUGAUGAAACAAUAAAGCUCUCAUACGG